AUGAAUAUUUUAUUUGGUAUCAGUGGGAGUAUAGCGGCAAUUAAGACUAAUGAAAUUGUUGAGAAAUUAAAAGAAGAGUGUAAAUUAAAUAAUAUAACAAUCGAUAUUAGAUUUGUUUCAACAAAUAUUGCUUACGAAAAAUUUCUAACAGAUUUUAAUGAAAAGGUUUAUUUAGAUAAAGAUGAAUGGUUAUGGCAGAAGAGAGGAGACGAUAUUUUACAUAUAGAAUUAAGAAAAUGGGCUGAUAUAUUUAUCUUAUGUCCUUUAGAUGCUAAUACAUUGGGAAGUGUAGCAAAUGGCCUCUGUCCCAAUCUUUUAACUUGUAUUUGCCGAUGCUGGGAUUUUAAUAAAAUAUGCUUAGUAUUUCCAUGCAUGAAUACUUAUAUGUAUAAUCAUCCAAUAACAAAACAACAGCUAGAUAUAAUAUCUUCAUGGGGAAUGAAGGUUGUAAAUCCAAUUGAAAAGAUUUUAGCUUGUGGAGAAUAUGGUAUGGGAGCUUUACCACAUAUAGAAAAUGUCGUUUUUGAAAUUAUGAAAUAUUUACAAGAUAUGAAAUAA
Molecule: messenger RNA, 558 nt
Organism: Plasmodium adleri (nom. inval.)
Lineage: Eukaryota; Apicomplexa; Aconoidasida; Haemosporida; Plasmodiidae
Product: phosphopantothenoylcysteine decarboxylase, putative
Exons: 4
Coding region: 1-558 (185 amino acids)
Biological process (GO): coenzyme A biosynthetic process
Cellular component (GO): phosphopantothenoylcysteine decarboxylase complex
Molecular function (GO): FMN binding; phosphopantothenoylcysteine decarboxylase activity
Source: RefSeq, a predicted model, not a curated record